Messenger RNA from Paramecium tetraurelia, 405 nucleotides. RefSeq lists its product as uncharacterized. Gene Ontology annotation, biological process: phosphorylation; pyruvate metabolic process. The transcript is spliced from 2 exons. Gene Ontology annotation, molecular function: ATP binding; pyruvate, phosphate dikinase activity; kinase activity. Lineage: Eukaryota; Ciliophora; Oligohymenophorea; Peniculida; Parameciidae. The record is from RefSeq and is a predicted model, not a curated record.
AUGAGCAAAUAUAUUUAUACAUUUGGUGAUGGCAAAGCAGAAGGUAGUGCAGCUAUGAAGAAUCUUUUGGGAGGCAAAGGAUCUGGAUUAGCAGAAAUGAAUCUGAUUGGCAUUCCUGUACCCCCAGGAUUCACAAUUACAACAGAUGCUUGCAACUUGUACACUAAGAAUGGUGCUGAAUCCACUUUCGCACUCAUCAAGGCUGAUGUUGAGAAAGCACUUCAUUAAGUAGAAGAGUUGACUAAGAUGGAAUUUGGCUCAGCUGAAAACCCCUUACUCGUUUCUGUUAGAUCAGGAGCCAGAGUUUCAAUGCCUGGUAUGAUGGACACAAUUCUCAAUCUUGGAUUAAAUGAUAUCUCAAUUUGCAUGGGAUUCAUACAGAAGAUUCAUUCAAAUGUUCAGUGA